This is a messenger RNA of Zonotrichia leucophrys gambelii, 3339 nucleotides long. Its product is annotated as hemicentin-1-like. Lineage: Eukaryota; Metazoa; Chordata; Aves; Passeriformes; Passerellidae. The transcript is spliced from 10 exons. The record is from RefSeq and is a predicted model, not a curated record. Bases 1836 to 3152 code for a protein of 438 amino acids.
AGAAGGAGAAUCUCUCCUCUUCCACCUCCAGUUCUGGAAGGGGACAAAGCCACUCCCUUCCCCAGCCAAGGAAAGGACAAAAGGUUCUGCUCGCAGCGUCUGAGCAUUCCCUGCUGGAAGUCGCCCCCUCCAGCGGGGGGGACAGCGAGCGGGACCCUGGGGCUGGGCUGAGGCAGCCCCGGCAUCCCGCACCCCGUGCGGCUGCACCGGCCUCUCGCUGGCCACACGAUGGCACAAGAUGCCAGAAAUUCGUGUUUCAAAAAGCCAAAGUCCCAUCCCGGGCGGGCUCGGGGCCCCAGCGAUGCCGCUGCUGUCUCUCCAUCCCUCAGGAGAGGCCCAGGAAUUGCUGUUCAGAGCCCCCGUGGCUGUGAACGGGUUUUAGGAGCUGUGGGAUGUGGUGCCCGCCGUACCAAAGGGUGGCUCAGAGGGCGGGGAUGGUGUGAGGGAAUUGGAGAUGUCGGUCUGGGCGACCCUGGGGCUGCUCUGAAGGCAGGUGAGGCCAGCGCAGCGCAGGGAACCCGGAGAGAGGCUGGAGGUGUUGCUGUAUCCCGGGAUCCUCCGUCCCCAUGUGCACAUCCCAGGGCCCCGCAUGGGUCCCCUUUGCCGCUGGGGCCGCCUGUCCCUCACCCCGUGCAGCCCGUGUGUCCCUCCCGCACACCGAGCUGGCUGCAGCCGGCUCCACUCCCAUCCCUGUUUGCUGCCUUGUCCCACAGGGACCCCAAUUCCUCCCUUGGACCCCCUCCCUUUCCUCUUGGCUCUGCAGUUCAGCCCUUCCUCCAGCUUUUGGGGCUCCCCAGAGUCCUCAGCCCUGCAGCGAAACCAAACCCUCCCCAUUCACCUGCUGGCCGUAUGAAUUUCCCUCCAGUAUCUCCCAGAGCUUCCCAUUUCCCCCAGUGCACUGCAGAGCCCUCUGCUCUCUCCCAGCUCUCAGGAUUGUGCAGGUGCAGCUUUCAGUGCGUCCCCCUUGGUCCCCUCUGGUGGCACCAAGAGCCUCCCGUCCCUCACAAGACUCGAAUAAAACCGGGGGAAGCUGCUUCCAGCCCAGCUGAAAAGUGUUUCCAAUUUUAGCUUCCCUCCUCAUUUGGGGCUUGGAGCAACCCGGUCCAGUAGAAGGGAUCUCUUCCAUGGCUGGAGGGUAGAACAGGGUGGAUUUUAAGCACCCUCCCAACCCAAAGUGGUCUGGGAUUCCAUUAUUUUGAUAUAGAUGUAACAAAAUGAGGUGCCUGGGUCCUGAUCCCAGGAAUAUCCCUCCUCUAAACUGAAAUUCCCUUUGCAGAAAGCCUGUGGGAUGUAGAUGAUCCCAGCACACCUCAAGGGGUGGAGGAAAAAGCUGCUUUCAGGUGUUUUAGAGCCAGACCGACCGCCUGCUCCCCUCAGAACCAGGCUGGGGGCAAGUUCCAGCUCUGCUGCAGCUCUGGGAGAGGAUUGAGCUGUGGGAAAGGGAUAGGGAUGAUCUCCUGGCCUCGGGGCACGACAAUGACCUGGGCUGCCCCUGUAAUUUGCAUUCCUGUGGGACCCCUGGGCCGUGCGGACAGAGCGGGAGCCGCCGAUGGAUCCAGCGCGGUGCCGGCCGUGGGCAGCUCCUGUUCCCGGGGGAGCGGGGACAGAGCGGGAGCCGCCGCUGCUGCCACUCCCGGGAGGAGCCUGGCAGGGGAAUCGGCGCGGAGGGAGCGGAGCCAUCGGCAGAAAACGGGCUGGGAACACCCGCGGCACCGGGGAUCCAUCCCGGGCUGCAAACCCACGGUACCGCCCCACCUGCUGCUUUCAGCACAGCCGGAAUUUCUGUGAGCGGAUUUCUGAAAUCGGGGCUAUCCGGGGCUGCUUUCCCUGGGCAGAUGCUGCUGUGCCGCCCCGCGGAGCUGCUGGGCACCACCCGGGUGCUCCUCGCAGGGCUGCUGGUGUCGUUCCCUCCAGCUCGGGGAGCAGCGGGAGCCGUCCACAGAGCCACUGCUGUGGGAUCCUCGGUGCUGCUCCCUGGGCCAGACAACGUCACCCACAGCAAUUCCAUGUGCUGGGAAUUCCUCAAUGGCACCGGCCCCCAGCCCAUCCUGCAGCACCAGGGCGGGCCCCACGCCCCAGCCAUCCACGCCCCCUAUGUGGGACGAGCUGUUUUCCAUCCAUCCAAUGGAUCUCUGCUGCUGCAGGAUGCCCAGGAAAGCGACAGUGGCACCUACAGAGUGACUGCCAACACAGGAGACAGGAAGAGCCUGGAAGUGCAGCUGGAAGUGCUCCAGCCUGUGUCCCGCCCUCAGCUCCGGACCAGCAGUCUCCUGGCUCGGGCCACUGGCCAGGUCAUCUGUGAGGUGGCAGAGGGCAGAGUGGACACCAUCACCUGGAAGAAGGAUGGGCAGCCCCUUCUCCCAGACAGAGUUUCCCAGCUGUCCAGCAGCUGCAGUGUCCUGUACCUGAGGCCAGCCAAUAAGUCGGACUGCGGCUCCUAUUCCUGCAAUGCCAGCAACGGGAUCAGCUGGCAAGAAACCUCCCUGGAGGUCACCAUUGAAGGUCUCUCCAGUCACUUGAAGCACAUCCUGAGGAUGGCAGUGAUCGCUGUGGUCUUCGCUGCUGUCGCAGCGUGGGGAUUAAUUAUUCCAGUCUGCCAGUCUGAAAGGCUCAGAAUAAGGGGGGAGCUUUGGAGGUGGCUCAGCUCCUACACCUGCGGGCUGGUGUGCAUCGCCUGCAUCCUGGAUGGCACCGCUGGCAUCCUCUGGAUGUGGGAGGAAGGCCCUUCUUUGGCUGUCAUACUGCCCGAGAUCACCCUGAGCUACCUCAGCGUGGUGAACUUCCUGGGUGCCACCGCCGUGAUUUUCCAGCCUACACAUUUCAGCCGUCUGAAGAGCAAAAAGGCACAGCGCACCAUGGGCUACUCCGCACCAGGGGCUGUGGUGGCCGUGGUGCUGAGCAGCACCUUCCUCAUCAGGAGCAUCUACCACCGCCACGAAGAAGGAUGCACGGAGUUCGUGGACGUGACCAUCCUGGUGAGCAGCGCAGUGGCCGUGUCGGCGCUCCCGCUUCUCGCCAUUGUCCUCUGCUAUUUGUCUUUUGCACGUCACACGGUGCAGGGCUGUAGCAACGACUGUGAUGUCUCUUGGGUGGGCAAAACCAGGUCCUUCGAAAUGUCUCAGCCAGGCACCAAGGACACCAAUCCCAGCUGAGAUCCAUGUGGGUGUCUCUCACUUGGCCAAGCCAGCCCAAGACCUCCCGCGGGUUUAGUCGGUUCAGGAGUCUCAGUUUUGGUUCCUCUGUCAUCUUCAUAAUAAAUGUCCACGAAAGUAACCUGAUUCUGCCUUUUUUAAUAAUAAAUCAGAUCCAGAGGGGGGCAAAUGCACAUUUCCCCCUUUC